UUAGUGACGAAUAAAUAGAAAUUAAUCAUCAAACAUUGUUCUUAUAAACAAACUAAAUUUUCUUGUAUUGUAUGUCGAUUUAAUAAUGAUAAAAAAGUUUAUUUUUCAUUGUUAUAUGAAUAAUGCACAUCAAAUUCUUCAAGAAAACAUCUGCAAAUGUUUUAUAUGAUUGAUCGUAACAAAAAAUGAUCUAAUAUCUGUCGUUCUAUCUUUGUCAGCAUACUCUUAAUGAUACACAACAACUUUUACUUGUACACAUAUGCAGAAAUAUUUGUAUGUUGUUUUUCUUUCAUACAAAUUUUUACUUCUUUUAACAUCCACACAAAUUAAGAAAUGAUGUGAAACCUUAGUUAACUAGCCAUAAGAAUAUAAUAGAUCAACUAUUGAUUGGAUCAAAAAUAAUUGUCAUACAACUUUAGUCCAUAUCUUUUUUUAGUUAGGUAUCUUUCUUUCUUUUAUUGCAUAUGUGUGUGCGUGUGUGUGUUCGUUUAUUGAUAUGUAAUAGUCAGGAAAAAAGAAAUGAUAUUGCGAUCAAUGUUUGUCCUAUAUGGUUCUGUUCUUUUGUGAGACGUGAUUAAUAACAAGAAUGUCAUUGGUGAGAAAUGACUGGGCUACCAAGAGAGAAAAAAAAAAAGAAUAUGCCUGUAUAACUGAAUGAGGAAGGAAGUGUACAAUAUUCAGCAUCAUAUAAAAUACAUGACUUGUUGGUAACUAGAAAAGAACAGAGAGAGAGAGAGAGAGAGAGAGAGAGGGACAAGUUAUAUCGGUGGUGAGAUCAACUUAGUAUGCUAAAUUUGGGAGGAACAUUAGGGUUAGGGUUUCAUUCCAUCACAGCUUUUCUCUCUUUCUCUAUUUUUAUUCCUACGCAUAUACAUAUAGAUACCAAUGCAUCUUAGAUGUUUUUUCUAUGAGCUAUUUUUUUUUCUUCUUAUAAGGAAAAUUGUAUAUUGGUGGUGAUAGUAUCGUUCGCUCUUUUCUAUUUUUCUCUUUCUGUUUCUUUCACACACAUACACAUCCGUCUAUUCACCGCCAAAGAUAUUUACUCAAUAUGUUACUCGGUGUUUGGUUGAUGAUGCUGGAAACAAUCAUUUUCUACUCCGAGAUGUUAUAUAUGAUGCUGAUCGGUAUUUUUUUGCAGCGGAUACGGAAUAGAAUCAUAUAGAUAUAGAUAGAGAUAGAGAAAGAGAGCGGAAAAAGGAAUCAAGAAAACAACUGUGUUAUUUUUAUGUUCUUUUCAGAGAAGAAGAAGAAGUUUGAUCAACCAACUAGUCGUCUUUCUUAUUCAUCUUAUAUAAGUUAAGACGACUAGAGAAAUGAGUAGGAACGAGACUAUUUAUUUAUUUUUGAUCGUUAAUAAGAUGCCAUUCAAAUCUUCCGAACUAAUCAAAUGUUCAAAAUGCUAUGAAAAUGUUUAUAUUGUUGAAGAAGUUCAAGUAGAUGGUAAGAAAUAUUGUAAAAUAUGUUUUAAAUACGAUAGAUUUAAACAUAAACAAUCAUUCUUUUCAUCCUUUUCUUAUUGAUUUUAAUCUAUUCUAUUUUAUUAUCAGUUCUUGAUUAAGUCUAUUAUAUCCAUUAUCUCUUUCAGAUGCCAUUUUAAAUCUAAAUUUUUCAUGAUUUAAAAUGUAAUCAGCCUAUCUAUUACGUCGAAAAAGUAUCAACAGCUGGUAAAAAAUGGCACAAAACUUGUUUUGAAUGUGGCCUUUGUAAAACAAAAACAAUGCUCGAAAUAAUACUACUUGCUGAGCAUGAAGGUAAUUUAUGUUGUAAACAAUGCAAUGCUCAUAGGAUUGGUCCUAAAAGUGUUGAUUUUGGUACUGAAAAAUAUUCUCUUGGUAUGGACAUAGGUAAACAUUUUGGCAAUAAAUCUCGUUCAAUGAUGAUAAACAAAUCAAACUUUUCGCUAUUACCACCUGGUGCUACAAAUCAACAUGAAUAG
Messenger RNA from Rotaria sordida, 1936 nucleotides. The record is from the annotation of a GenBank genome assembly. Lineage: Eukaryota; Metazoa; Rotifera; Eurotatoria; Philodinida; Philodinidae.